AUGGCGAGCAGCAGCAACAGGGAGCUCAUGGCGGGAUCAGGCGACGAGAUGGCUGGCUCGCCUGAUCCGCCGGAGGUUGCAGAGGCGCCGGCCGGAGCUGAGCCUAGGGAUGAAAAAGUGGCGCCGGCCGCGCCGCCGGUGCCGGCUGCUGCGGUCAUCCGGCCGUACUACGAGUGCGUCUUCUGCAAGCGCGGGUUCACCACGGCGCAGGCGCUGGGUGGGCACAUGAAUAUCCACCGCCGCGACCGCGCGAAACCCAGCCUACGCGACGCGCCCAGCGGCACCACAUCGAUAUCGUCGGCGCCCCGAUACUUCGGGUGCUAUAACCAGAACCACCACAACUUCCUGGCGUACCGCCCACCCCCGGUGCCUCCAGUAACCGCGAUGACUAUAAGCAGGCCCGGCGGUUUCACCAUGAAUUACCAGGGCACAGCGGCUGCCACCGGAGUAGUUGACGCGGACGCCUCCGCGAACCCUAGCAGUGGCAGUCCCAGGGAGCUGAGCCUGUUCGGUGCAGCAGCUCGUGAUCAUGGCGGGUCGAGCGAGGCGCCGGAAGGGUCGGAGCGGCAGGAAGGUGAGACGGAGAGGGAGCUGGACCUGGAGCUCAGGCUCGGGCGUCGUCCCAGGCAUUGA
Molecule: messenger RNA, 633 nt
Organism: Lolium rigidum
Lineage: Eukaryota; Viridiplantae; Streptophyta; Magnoliopsida; Poales; Poaceae
Product: transcriptional regulator SUPERMAN-like
Exons: 1
Coding region: 1-633 (210 amino acids)
Source: RefSeq, a predicted model, not a curated record